AUGGCUGGCGCCGUGCAAAGCGAGCAAGGCGAAGGUGGCUGUUUCGCCGCACUAUCCUCUUACCUCGAAAGACGAAAGAAAACAAUAGACGACUCCGACUUAUGGUAUCGGGCCUACCAAAAGCUCGAUGAUAAGACUAAGAAAUGGAUUGAAGAUGCCUCCAAAAGCGAUAAUGGUGAGGGGAAGGCCCAAGACCUCGACACACUCGUCACACUCGUCAGGAAGAGAGAAGAAGAGUAUAAGAACGAAACUCCAAAGCUCAGGGUUGGUGGCUACGAGAUCGUAUGGAGAAAUUACGCUAAUAGAGUGGUGAUGUGGGUUACGGCAAUUGGUGACAUCUCCAUGGGCUUUGCCCCAGCACCAUCUCCAGUCGUCUGGUCAGCUCUCAGAGUACUCUUGAAGGCAAAUGUGUCCCAAUGUGAAGACCUUGCGGCCAUUCUCGGAUGUGCCGAGAAAGUCCUGCGGCUUGUUAGGCAUGGCAAGGUAUACGAGGAUGUAUACCUCACUGGCGACUCUUGCAAUACGGCAGCACAGAAUCUGCAGGAAGCGCUUGUUGACUUGUAUAAGUCAUUGAUGGAGCUCCUGUCCCACGCCUUCACGCGCUUGAACGAAGGGCAAGGGAAGCAGUUGCUGCGUGCCCUUGUCUCUGGUGGACAAGGUGCAAAGCUAGUCUCGACACUGGCAGAGCAAGAGCGCAAGAUAUCGAUAGCAGCUCAGGGCUGUGGUGCAAUUGCGUCGCAAGAGCAUCAAAGGUCACUCAAGAAUCUUGAUGAGCCACUCAGAAAUGUCGAAGAUACUGUCAAGAGGCUGGUUGAGAAGAUUGGCCAUGAUGCAUUGGAACAAGCGCUGGAAUAUAUCAGCGACAUACCAAUCGGCGAGCAACAGCAGGAAAAUUCCUUGAAUGGGAAGAAUCUGAUUGUUCUUCGACUCUAUGGCUCCAAGGCAACGAAGGCCGAGUGCGACGAAGGCUUUGCCUACUUCUACUGCAGUCGUUCAGAUCCAGCGAGGAAGGAGAGAAGAAAUUUUUCUCUUGCCGAAUGCGAGACGGCCUUGAUGGAGCUCGUCAACUUCUAUCCCCGGACUACCUUUGUCUUGGAUGCUCUAGAUGAAUGCGAGAUGGACAGUAGAGAGGCUCUCGCUCGUAUUCUACGCAAUCUCAUCGACAAAGGUGAAGGCACUGUCAAGGUUUUCAUUGCCAGUCGCAAAGAGGCUGACAUUGAAGACUACCUUGGUUCACAGAGACUUGUUGCGAUCAGUACCGCCGACAAUAGGAAUGAUAUCGAGAAGUAUAUUGAAGAGGAGGUAGCAAAAUCUGGCAGUGUUUGGAGAUCAGUAUCGGCAGAAGUGAAGGAGCAGGUGAGACGAACGAUUGGAGAGAAGAGCGACGGAAUGUUCCGAUGGGCAUAUCUGCAAUGGCAGCAGCUUAAAAGGCUGAGAACCAACGAAAGCAUUCAUCCCAUCGAUGAGGCAACCCUGGAGAGCAUCUGUUCACACUUGGUUGUCCUAGACUCACAGCGGAAGGUCUGGAAAUUUCCGCAUGCAUCCGUUGCAGAGUACUUUGAGACUCAGCAUAAGAGCUGGAUGAACAAUGCUUUUCCGGAUGUGGCAAUCCUGCUGGUUUCGUGUUUAAUAGAUUGUUACUCAAAAUGGACACCAUCCGACUCGAGAGUCGAGACCUACGACUUCCUCGAGGAGACACCGGACCUUGAUAAUCACCUGGAUCCGCGGCAUCCUCUUCAAAAAUAUGCGAUGCCAAAGGACGACAAGUCUAUCAGAGAUUCUUCAACGCUUUUUGGGAACCAAAGGCCCUCAACAAUCCUCCAGUCGACAGUAUCAAGCAUGGUGUAA
Trichoderma citrinoviride is the source of this 1848-nucleotide messenger RNA. RefSeq lists its product as hypothetical. The record is from RefSeq and is a predicted model, not a curated record. The coding region runs from base 1 to 1848 and encodes 615 amino acids. Lineage: Eukaryota; Fungi; Ascomycota; Sordariomycetes; Hypocreales; Hypocreaceae. The transcript is spliced from 9 exons.